AUGACGAACCACAUCGUUGUUCUUGGCGCUGGCGUGUCUGGCCUCACUGCCGCCCUGCUCUUGUCCAAGAGCAAAGCCAACUCCGUUACUGUCAUCGCGAAGCACAUGCCCGGUGAUUAUGACAUUGAAUACACAUCACCCUGGGCUGGAGCCAACGUUCUGCCCAUGGCACCUGCCUCCGACAACAGAUGGGAGAGGAGGACAUGGCCCGAGAUAAAGCGCCUGGCCGCUGAGGUGCCCGAGACCGGCAUUCACUUCCAAAAGUCAAUCGUAUACCGCCGGAAGAAGGACAUUGAGGCUGGCGGCAACCCGUACGACGCUCUCUACUCCGUGGACCCCUGGUACCGCGACAUGAUGCCCGACUUCCGCGAGCUGCGCCAGGACGAGCUCCCCGAAAACGCCCACUCGGGCUGCAUCUUCACCUCCGUCUGCAUCAACACGGCGCUCUACCUGCCGUGGCUCAUCGGUGAGUGCCGCAAGAACGGCGUCGUCUUCAAGCGCGGCGUCAUCGCGCACAUCCGCGAGCUCAAGGGCCUGCACCACACGGGCAACCCCGCCGACAUCAUCGUCAACGCCUCGGGCCUGCUGGCGUGCAAGCUGGGUGGCGUCGAGGACAAGACGGUGCGCCCCGCGCGUGGGCAGGUCGUCGUCGUGCGUAACGAGAUCGAGCCGAUGGCCACCAUCUCCGGCACCGAUGACGGCCCGACGGAGGUGUGCUACAUGAUGACUCGCGCCAACGGCGGCGGCACGAUCCUGGGCGGCACCUACGACAAGGAUAACUGGGACGCGAACCCGGACCCCAACAUUGCGGUGAGGAUCAUGAAGCGGGCCGUUGACCUGUGCCCUGCCCUGACGGGCGGCAAGGGCAUUGAGGCGCUGAGCAUCAUUCGUCACGGCGUCGGACUGAGGCCGUACCGCGAGGGCGGCGUGAGGAUCGAGAUUGACACCAAGACCUUUGAGGAUGGCACGCCGAUUGUGCACGACUACGGCCACGCUGGUUGGGGAUACCAGGGAUCGUACGGCACUGCGGAGGGUGUUGUUGAGUUGGUGAACCAGAUCAGGACGGAGAAGGGCGAGAAGCUGGCGAAUGAGCCGAAGCUUUUCUCAUGGGAUCGGCCGGCGAAGUUGUAG
Colletotrichum chrysophilum is the source of this 1131-nucleotide messenger RNA. RefSeq lists its product as uncharacterized. The transcript has 4 exons. The record is from RefSeq and is a predicted model, not a curated record. Bases 1 to 1131 code for a protein of 376 amino acids. NCBI's taxonomy places the organism in Eukaryota, Fungi, Ascomycota, Sordariomycetes, Glomerellales, Glomerellaceae. Gene Ontology annotation, molecular function: FAD binding; D-amino-acid oxidase activity.